UCCAUCACUAUCAAUCAAUAAAUAUCUCAAUCCUUAUCCACUUAACUCUUUGUCCUUCAGCUUCGUAGUUAUUAUUUAACUCAGCUUUUUUUCUGAUUAAGUUUGAUAAAUAUCUUCACUUCUUCGUAGAGGAACUAGAGAUGAUGAUAAAGUCUGUGACUCUUCGUUCGUUUCAUCUCCCUAUUGAGUUCAACGACACCACCAAGUUCGUCUCACCGUCUUGUUUUCCGGCGAGAUCCUUCCCGGUAGUCCGUUGUUCAAACACCAGAGACGUCCCUAAGCUUGAACUCUUCAGCCGUGGAAAAUUCGACAGGGUUCUUCAAGAUCCGCCGCUGAUUGAAAAAGCCGAAACCGAACUCUCAGAUUACUGUUCGACGCUUGAAGGUGAUGACUCUUACAGUUGCUGGAGAGCUUACUUUGAACUCAAAGAACUCGAAAGAGAGAAGCCAAAGGUUGAAGUUGAGAAUCUAAUCUUGCAAACAGGCGGUGUGAAAUCUUUAAUCGGGUGUUUACAUGGAGUUGCUUCAAUGGAGAAAGAUAACAAAACCAAGAAUGGUUUACAAGAUGUAGCAGAGGACUCAGAUAGGGAGAAAGGAAUGAGACUACUACAUGUUCAUCAUAUUCCUGAUGGUUUACCAAAAUCUGAGAAAGAAUUGGAGGAAGAAGAGAAAUCGAAGAUGCCGGAUUCUGCUUUCACUAGAUUGCUUAGAGCUAAAGGAACUAUCCCUGCUUGGUUCUCUCACGCUCCUGACCACGAAACCGACUGAAGGAAGGGGUUUAGAAAGUUCACACUUCUAUGUAAAUAUAGUUGUUGGUUUUGCUUUAGAUCAUAUCAAUCUGAUCAUAUCGCCAUAGAAAUGUGGUUGUUAUUGCUUGAUGUUCGUUUUGUUUUGAUCCCGUGUGCCUAUUAUAGUACUACGCGGUUUUGGUUGUCAAAGAGAUUUCUAUUCUUGAUUA
Molecule: messenger RNA, 957 nt
Organism: Camelina sativa (false flax)
Lineage: Eukaryota; Viridiplantae; Streptophyta; Magnoliopsida; Brassicales; Brassicaceae
Product: CCG-binding protein 1-like
Biological process (GO): pollen tube guidance
Cellular component (GO): nucleus; cytosol
Molecular function (GO): mediator complex binding
Source: RefSeq, a predicted model, not a curated record